AGGGCAUCUAGAGAGAGGCCUAGCGUCUGUUAUGGGGCCGGGUUGGAAAAGGGUUUGCCUGCUUAGUACCUGCUCUGGAACUUCGAGAUACUAAUCUGGAGUGGAGGGGACUCGCUGUCAGGCUUGCUGUGAGCCGAGAACGGCUGAAGGCUGGGCGAGACGCGGGCCAAUGCGUCUGCCCGUUCGGGCCGGAGGGACGAGGAGUGUUUGGGCAGCCUAAUCCUUAUUCAUCGAUCUGUAAUUGGCUGGAGUGGGGGUCCCCGCCCCCAGCCUCCCGCAGCCUGCGCGGCGUGGGGGCGACUCCACCUGGGGGUUGCGGCGUGGGAGGCGCGGGGGGAAGGGUGCUACGCGCGCGAGGAGGUUUGGGCCGGUCCGCGCGCCGUCGCCCCGCCCCGGCUGCGGAUUGGCCCGGCGCGGCGUUGAUUCUUGCGGCCGCGGUUGUCGUCGCCGCCCCCGUCCCGCCGGCUGCCCAUUGGUCCAGAUCGGACUCCAAUCACCCCACCCCUCGGCUGGCCCGGGCACCGCUGAGGCCGGCCUGGUGAGCCCGCCCUCCCCGCCGUGGAUUGGCCCGCGGCGGGACCCGUCAGCCGCGGUUGUGUCUGGGAAGGAGAGAAAAUGGCGGCGGAGCCGAACAAGACCGAAAUCCAGACUCUUUUUAAGAGGCUUCGGGCAGUUCCAACCAACAAGGCCUGUUUCGACUGCGGCGCCAAGAAUCCGAGUUGGGCCAGCAUCACGUAUGGUGUUUUCUUGUGCAUUGACUGUUCCGGGGUGCACCGCUCCCUGGGCGUCCAUCUGAGCUUCAUCAGGUCCACAGAGUUGGAUUCCAACUGGAACUGGUUCCAGCUGAGGUGUAUGCAGGUCGGCGGGAAUGCCAAUGCGACGGCUUUUUUUCGCCAACAUGGAUGCACAGCCAAUGAUGCCAACACCAAAUAUAAUAGCCGAGCUGCCCAGAUGUACCGGGAGAAGAUCCGGCAGCUGGGGAGUGCGGCCCUGGCUAGGCAUGGCACUGAUCUUUGGAUAGACAACAUGAGUAGUGCCGUUCCUAAUCACUCCCCAGAGAAGAAGGACUCUGAUUUCUUCACAGAACACACUCAAGAGUGGCUCACCGAGGCAUCUGUGAUCUGGCCUCCUUUUCAGCCCCCUGCCUGGGAUGCGCCAGCCACUGAGCCUUCAGGGACCCAGCAGCCAGCCCCGUCUACAGAGAGCAGUGGCCUGGCACAGCCGGAGCAUGGCCCCAACACAGACCUGCUUGGCACCUCACCCAAAGCCUCACUGGAGUCCAUGUGUCUGUCAGCUAAAGGGGCCCUUCCUGCCAGAGAACUGAAAAGCUCCAUCAUUGGCAAGAAGAAGCCAGCAGCAGCUAAGAAAGGGCUGGGUGCCAAGAAAGGCCUAGGGGCCCAGAAGGUGAGCAGCCAGAGCUUCAGUGAGAUUGAGCGGCAGGCUCAGGUGGCAGAGAAGCUCCGUGAGCAGCAGGCAGCCGAUGCCAAGAAGCAGGCGGAGGAGUCCAUGGUCGCCUCCAUGCGUCUGGCCUACCAGGAGCUCCAGAUUGAUCGUAAGAAAGAGGAAAAGAAGCUGCAGAAUCUGGAAGGGAAGAAGCGAGAGCAGGCAGAAAGGUUGGGCAUGGGCUUGGUAUCCCGAAGCUCCGUCUCCCACUCCGUGCUGUCUGAGAUGCAGGUGAUUGAGCAGGAAACCCCAGUGAGUGCAAAAUCCUCUCGCUCGCAGCUGGACUUGUUUGACGAUGUUGGUACUUUCGCCUCUGGACCCCCAAAGUACAAGGACAACCCCUUUUCCUUAGGGGAAAGCUUUGGCUCCCGCUGGGAUACAGAUGCUGCCUGGGGUAUGGACAGGGUAGAGGAGAAGGAGCCAGAAGUGACCAUCUCAAGCAUCCGGCCUAUUUCAGAAAGAGCCACAAACCGGAGGGAAGUGGAGAGCCGGAGCUCAGGCCUCGAGUCUAGUGAGGCGCGUCAGAAAUUCGCAGGAGCCAAAGCCAUCUCAUCUGACAUGUUCUUUGGGCGGGAGGUGGAUGCGGAGUAUGAGGCCAGGUCUCGGCUGCAGCAGCUCUCAGGCAGCAGUGCCAUCAGCUCUUCAGACCUCUUUGGGGACAUGGAUGGAGCUCACGGAGCAGGAAGUGUAUCUCUGGGGAACGUGCUGCCUACAGCGGACAUUGCCCAGUUUAAGCAGGGUGUCAAGUCUGUGGCUGGGAAAAUGGCUGUGCUGGCCAAUGGUGUGAUGAAUUCCUUGCAGGAUCGCUACGGUUCCUACUGAUCCGAGCUCUGUGACUCAGGCUUACGAUGGUGAUGGCAACAAGAACUCCACAGUUCCCAGGCUGGGGAUGCUUUGCCUUGUGGAAGCUGGGGAGGAUUUGUUACUUGUAUGUGUGGUGUGUGUGGGGGGUGGCCUUUGAGGCGCUCACUCCUGUGAGGGGAAUGGUCAGUACCAGCCCUUGUCCUCUGCCUGUGGACUGAGCCCUUUAUUCCCUCUCACACCACCCUCCGUGUGUUAGACUCUUGUCCUUCUGUCCUGCCCCCACAGCUGCUGCUCACUUGUCCUGCCAUACUGGGAAAGGGGGUUCCCCCAGGAUGGCUUAUUCUGGGUCCAGCCUUUCCCCAGGUAGGGAAAGCGGAAGGUAGAAGGCUUUUUUUGCUGGCUCUAGGGUUCUUCUAGUUCGAGGCCUUGGGUCUCCAUCCUCUGGAACCAGAGGGAGGCCUGGAAGGAGUUCGCUGUAGACCCGUCCCCUGGGGAAAGAGGCUGCAGACUUGCUGCUGCUGCUGCCAGUGGCCUCUUCUGGGUGCCAGGAGAGGGGAAGGACCUUUGUCUGGGCAUUACCAAGGGCUGGAAACUUUACCUGGUACCUAAAGGUUUCAUUUGGGAUCAGACCGGAGACCCUCGGGUUCUCCCGUCUCACCACCCCUUUCCACAGUAAGCACUUGGAAGAUUGUUUCAGGGUGUCUCAGGGUCCCUCUGUACCAUCUGCUGUGGAAUGCAGGACCCUCUGUGACAUUCUUUAUCCUUUCUUCCCCGGGUUGGUGGCCAUGGAGGGUCUUGUCUGCUGUGAUUCGACUCUGGAUGCUGUGAGCUUGAUGCUGGCCAGGGAAGCAGAGGAUGUGAGAGGCAGAGGCAGGCUCCUGGGGCUGAGCUCCUUCCUCUGCAUCAUUCUGGGCUUGGGGGCCUGGACAGCACCCGCCAGUGAGAGCUGUGGGCGUCACCCUCUGGCAGCUGAGCCAAGCACUGUGUCAUUCUUGGUGCCAUCUUCCCCUGCCGCACCGGCAGUCUCAGCCCAGCCCCCACCUUUGGGUUGUAGGUUGGGCUCCCAAGCAACACAGACCACUCUUCCCCUUGCCCCUCCCCCAGAGGGACUUGACUUUCUUUCUGGACUGUUUGUAUUGAAACAAAGUGGUGUCAAAAUAAAGCCCCUGCAGGGCCUGGCUCCCUGUUGGUCUGAGUAAA
Gorilla gorilla gorilla (western lowland gorilla) is the source of this 3447-nucleotide messenger RNA. It is a transcript of the gene ARFGAP2, whose product is annotated as ARF GTPase activating protein 2. Gene Ontology annotation, molecular function: GTPase activator activity. Gene Ontology annotation, biological process: COPI coating of Golgi vesicle. Lineage: Eukaryota; Metazoa; Chordata; Mammalia; Primates; Hominidae. The transcript is spliced from 17 exons. Bases 616 to 2265 code for a protein of 549 amino acids. The record is from RefSeq and is a predicted model, not a curated record.